Messenger RNA from Adelges cooleyi (spruce gall adelgid), 3277 nucleotides. RefSeq names its product gastrulation defective protein 1 homolog. Gene Ontology annotation, molecular function: protein binding. Lineage: Eukaryota; Metazoa; Arthropoda; Insecta; Hemiptera; Adelgidae. Gene Ontology annotation, cellular component: nucleus; site of double-strand break. The coding region runs from base 213 to 2081 and encodes 622 amino acids. The transcript is spliced from 4 exons. Gene Ontology annotation, biological process: regulation of DNA double-strand break processing. The record is from RefSeq and is a predicted model, not a curated record.
UUUUUGCCUCAUUAAGCGGGCAACUGAUAACGAUGGAAAAACGGGCCUUAUCAUCUAAGGCCGUGGUCUUCGUCGAAAAUUGAUUACAUUAUUAUUUAUUUACAUUUUAAAUUUCGAAUUUCAAUCCAACAGUACUACUACAACAGAAUACAGAUAUUCUAAUUAACUUUUUAUCAACUGAUAAUUUGAACAAAUUAACAAAUUUAUGGAAAAUGUCUAGUGAUGAAGAAUUUAUUGGUCCUCCUAUACCUGACAACUUAACAUUAAUUGAUACAGUUGAUUCAGUUACAAAAAAUAACCAGGAAUCGGAACAAUCAGCAAAUGCAGAUACUGAAACUGGAAAAUCAAGUACUGAAAACGGUAUGCAGGUAACAAAUAUUGGUGAAAUACAAACAGAAUUGCAAAAAAAUAAUUUAGAAGACGAUGAUUAUGUUGGACCGCCCAUUCCUUCUAAUUUAACAUCUUCGGAUAAAAUCAUUCAAAAAGAUAUAAGCAAUGAACAAAUUAAACAAAAUGAGAAUGAUACUCAAAAAACAACAUGUACAGAUUAUGAUAGUGAUGAUGAUUUAAGUGAUGACGGUGAUGAAGAUGAUGCAAAAGAAAUUAAGUUGCCGAUUGAGAGCCACGUUUCAUUAAAUCAUGGUGUUAAAUCAGUUUCUGCCUUGUGCGUUGAUCCUCCUGGAGUCCGAUUAGCUAGUGGUUCGGUUGACUAUGAUGUCCGUUUAUGGGAUUUUGCUGGUAUGGAUCAAACUCUACAAAGUUUUCGCACAUUAAUUCCUUGUGGAAAUCAUCCAAUCAAAUGUCUUAAAUAUUCUCCAACUGGUGAUAGAUUAUUAGUGAUAUCUGGAAUGUCUCAGGCUAAAGUUUUGGAUAGAGAUGGUCAUGAACUUUGGGAAUGUGUCAAAGGUGAUCAGUAUAUAUCAGACAUGGUGAGGACUAAAGGACACACAUCUCCGUUGACUUGUGGAUCUUGGCAUCCUAGGAUUAAAGAAGAAUUUUUGACUAGCUCUGAGGAUGGAUCUUGUCGUAUUUGGGAUAUGACUAAACAGGAAAAGCACAAAAGUAUUAUCAAGUGUAGAGCAAAAAAUGGAUUAAGAACUGUUCCGACAACUUGUAAUUAUAGCAACGAUGGAAAAUUAGUUGCGUGUGCUUGCAGAGAUGGUUCAGUUUUAGUUUAUGAUACUAGAAAACCAAGUUUUGUGAAUGCUACGUUCACAAUACGAGAUGCUCAUCUAAAUAAUUCUGAUACAUCCUCAAUUGUAUUUUCCUAUAGAGAUCAUUUGAUAUGUACACGUGGUGAAGGUAUUGACGAAACUAUGAAACUCUGGGAUAUAAGAGCUUUCAAGAAACCUAUUCAUAUUGUGGAUGGAUUGUAUUCAAGGUAUUCUACCACAGACUGUUGUUUUAGUCCAGAUGAUUCAAUUAUAGUAACAGGUCAUUCGGUGCGACCAAAGGAAGCAGGAGGUCAUCUAAUGUUCUAUAGUACAGAUACGUUUGAACUUCGUGAAAAAAUAAAAGUAUCUGAAUCACAUUGUAUUAAAGUUUACUGGCAUCCUAAACUUAAACAGUUAUUUGCUGGUUGUGGAGAUGGUACUGUGAAAGUAUUUUAUGAUCAAGUUAAUAGCCAAAGGGGUGCUAUGUUGUGUGCUUCGAAAACUCGAACCAAGACAAAACAAAUGGAAAUGGUACCAACGCAGCAGAUUAUAACACCCCAUGCUUUACCUAUGUUUAGACAAGAUAGAAAUAAAUCGUUGAAAAAGCGAAAUGAUAAAGACAGGUUGGAUCCGGUAAAAUCAAAAAGACCUGAUUUACCAAUUAAGUCAGGACAAGGUGGCCGUGUUGCUGCAUCAGGUAGUACGUUAAGCUCUUAUGUUAUUCGUAAUUUGGGAUUAAGCAAACGAGUUGAAGACGAUCAGGAUCCUAGAGAAGCUAUUUUGAAAUAUGCUAAGGACGCGGCAGAGAAUCCAUACUGGGUAACACCUGCAUAUGCUAAAACACAACCAAAAGCUGUUCUUGAACAAUCCGAAGACGAACCACAAGAAAAGAAAAUUAAAUUUGAAAUUGGCCAACCAAAACAAUAAUAUAAUUAUUUAAUUUAUUAAAAAUAAAAAUAAAUGUUUUAUUGAAAUUUGUAUAUUUUAUAACUAGAAAAAUAUUGCAUUAAGUGAAAUAAGAUCAGUCUAUAAAUAAUUAUAAUUAUUAUACCUAAACAACAUAAAAAGAAAUUUUAAUUAAAACAUUCAACUGGUUUCUAUAUUUGAAUAUGUAAUAAUGUAUUGAUGGUUCAUUGUUGAUUUUUAAUUAUAUUGUCUACAAUCUAAUAUUACAUUUUUGGGAUAAUUUUGAUAAGAACUUUAAAUUCUUCGUGAUUGUCGUCUGAAUGAGCAAUGUUGAUGUCCUCUGGUCGCAUAGUGUUGAGGAGAUUUGUUGGACACAGAAUUACCUGUAACGACUAGUUGAACGCAUUCAGCUACACCUCUGUUUUGAGCUACUGUAUCCCAUUCUUGACUUAAUCGCCUACUCCAAAAGCGCAUAUAGUAAUAUUUGAGCCACCGGCCAAAGAUGGUCCAUUACCUGCGAGCCUUAUGAAUCAACAAGUGAGUGUCGAUGGUUUCAAUGUAUUUGCUUUCAGCUGACAUCACAGUUUCGGCUCUGGACACGUCAGUAGAUAAUAGUCCUCGCGGCUAUUUAACAAUAUUAAAAUUAUUUAUAAUCUAAAAUUGCUUUUCUGAGUUUAAUGUGAAAAAUAUAUUUUUACUGUCGACUGUGUUCUCCUAAUAUUUCUGUAUGGUCUGCGCAAGUAGUUAUUGUUUCUCUUUUGUAAUGCUACUUUUUUAGUCUCAAUUCUACUCUCUUCUGAAAAUUAAUACAUAACCAACAGAAAAAUAGUGAUUUUCUGACGUAUUAUUUUUUUUACCAUUAAAAUUCUCUGAUGGAUGCGUGUCUUGUUUAUCUGGCAACAGUGAUACCUUCAUGUGCAUGUUAUUCGGUCCGUUCACGCUAACACACCAACCAUUCGCUGUUAAAAAAAAUAUUUUUGUAAACUGAUAAUUGAUAAACCACAUUGUAUAACACAAUUAGACCCUUUUUUUUUUAGAGCAAGAAGUAAAUAACGAAAUAUAUCUAUUUUUUUUUUUUUAAUCCAAAUCUAGUUUCAGAUUUCUUCUUACACAUUCUUUGUUUUUUAUAUUGCCUCCAUAGUAUAACCACAGAUUACAUGAAAAAAAUGUGUAAAAACCUAGUGUUUAAAAAUUUUAAACAAUUAGAAAACUUGCUA